CAUUUUCUCUCACAUCAUACUCCACAUCUUUACUCCGAAAAUGUUAAUGACAAAUAUAUAUGUAAUUUAAAUAACGUGCGACAUAAUACAAUAAACAAAUGAAAUAAAAUUUCAUACGUGAAAAAAAAAAGAAAUAUCAUUUAUUGGCAUCGGUAAGUUUGCCUUGUCAACGACGAUAAGCCCACAGAAAGGUCUCAUUAAUACGUAAUUAUUAUUUACAAACUCAUUAAACCUUCUGUCGUAUUGACGCACACAUUUGCGUUACACGUAAACGUAAAUAUACCUGCCAGUGUAUACAUACAUAUAUAUACAUACAUACUUCUACUUCUGUACAAGUAAACAUUGCACAUUUGUUAUAUACGUGAAUUUUUUUUUUUCUAUGACAAGUGCGUUUAGUUAUGAACUAAAUACAAGUACACAUGCACUUAUAGUUAUUUAACAAGUGUGCCUAACAUGGAUUUUUAAAUAACACGUUUUUAAAACAAGCUAUAUAUGUACAUAUAUAUAAUCAAUUAAUAAUAAAUAAUGAAUUGAACUGAAUAAACUUAUGAUGCCUAUACGUAGGCAUGAUUCAAUAACACUUUGCAAAUUUAAACUGCAAUUAAUAAUUUUAGUGUAAACUGAGUGUGGAGUGGAUUUAAAUAUUUAUUUUAAAUUUAAAUUGCACUAUUAUAAUUUAAAUGAAUAAUUACCCGGGACAUUUUAAAAUUUGAAUAAAUAUUUUAAUUUUAUUUAUAAAAGAGUUUUAUUAAUAUUGAGAGUUUGAGAGUUUAAUUAAUAAAUUAUUGGAGCGAAUAUUAAUUGAACUUUAGAUAAAAUAAUUAAAUGUGGUAACAGGUGUGAUCAAGUGUCAUCAGGUGUGUUAUCGUAGUGAUAAUAGUUGUAUUGACAAGUAGAUUGUUGCUGUUGGUGACUAAAAUAUGGCUGCCAAUCUUGAAGAGGAGCAGAGUUUACGUGAAUGUGAAGAAUAUGUCCAACGACACAACAUCCAACAGGUUCUCAAAGAUUGCAUUGUUCAGUUAUGUGUCGGCAGACCACAAAAUCCGAUUCCAUUUUUACGUGAAUACUUUCAGAAACUCGAACGGGAACAAGCGCACGAUGCUAAACAACAGAUUGCGACGAGCCCCGAGGACAUUGAGGAUCUUCCAGCGGGUCAACAAGGACCUCAAGUACCGCGGCGCCGAGGUGGAAUAUCUGCCGAGCCAGUGUCUGAAGAAGAUGCUACGAGUUACGUCAAAAAAGUCGUGCCCAAAGAUUACAAAACGAUGGCUGCAUUGAGCAAGGCCAUUGCCAAAAAUGUUUUAUUCGCACAUCUUGAUGAAAACGAAAGAUCAGAUAUUUUUGACGCAAUGUUUCCGGUAACUUUUUUGCCUGGAGAAUCAAUCAUUCGCCAAGGCGACGAAGGAGAUAAUUUCUAUGUAAUUGAUCAAGGAGAAGUGGAUAUAUUUGUUAAUGGUGAACUGGUUACGACAAUUGGUGAGGGUGGCAGCUUUGGUGAAUUGGCUUUGAUCUAUGGGACUCCACGUGCUGCAACAGUACGAGCUAAGACCGACGUUAAACUCUGGGGAAUUGAUCGCGACUCUUAUCGACGUAUUCUCAUGGGCUCUACAAUCAGAAAAAGAAAAAUGUAUGAAGAAUUUCUAUCUAGAGUAUCUAUUCUUGAAUCGCUUGAUAAGUGGGAGCGAUUAACGGUGGCAGAUGCCCUCGAGCCGGUUGUUUUUGAAGAUGGUGAAACGAUUGUGAGACAAGGAGAGCCUGGAGAAGAUUUUUAUAUCAUUGUUGAAGGAACGGCUGUUGUUCUUCAGCAGCGUAGCGAAGGAGAGGAACCAACAGAAGUUGGAAGACUUGGUCCUUCUGAUUACUUCGGUGAGAUCGCAUUGUUGCUGGACAGGCCACGUGCAGCAACGGUGGUAGCUCGCGGUCCAUUGAAAUGCGUGAAACUGGACAGAGCACGCUUCGAGCGGGUCUUGGGGCUGUGCGCAGACAUUCUCAAACGGAACAUCACCCAGUAUAAUAGCUUUGUUUCACUAUCUGUGUGAAUUAUGCAUGAAACUUGAAUGUUAUAUAUACACUAUUACGAUAAAUAAAUAUAUAAAUCUUAAUUAUUAAAAUUAAAAAAUUCAUUUAUUAUAGUUGUUAUAAUUUCUUAUUUUAUUAAUAUUUUCAUUAUUAAUCUACAUUGUGCAUUGGUACCAAACUAUAUUGUCAUGUUCGAUGUCUGUAAUAAAAUAUAUAAAUUAAAUUAA
Molecule: messenger RNA, 2246 nt
Organism: Microplitis mediator
Lineage: Eukaryota; Metazoa; Arthropoda; Insecta; Hymenoptera; Braconidae
Gene: Pka-R1
Product: cAMP-dependent protein kinase type I regulatory subunit
Exons: 5
Coding region: 921-2039 (372 amino acids)
Biological process (GO): regulation of protein phosphorylation
Cellular component (GO): cAMP-dependent protein kinase complex
Molecular function (GO): cAMP-dependent protein kinase regulator activity
Source: RefSeq, a predicted model, not a curated record